Messenger RNA from Neolamprologus brichardi, 4247 nucleotides. It is a transcript of the gene trpc5a, whose product is annotated as transient receptor potential cation channel, subfamily C, member 5a. Gene Ontology annotation, molecular function: protein binding; store-operated calcium channel activity; inositol 1,4,5 trisphosphate binding. NCBI's taxonomy places the organism in Eukaryota, Metazoa, Chordata, Actinopteri, Cichliformes, Cichlidae. The record is from RefSeq and is a predicted model, not a curated record. Gene Ontology annotation, cellular component: plasma membrane; cation channel complex. Gene Ontology annotation, biological process: regulation of cytosolic calcium ion concentration; calcium ion transmembrane transport.
CAGAGAACGCAGAGAGUGAGAAAGCUCCGCACGUGAAGUGCGCGAGACCUUCAGGGAGAAGGGAGUUAACGUUCAUUUUGGAGGAGCGCAGCGGCCGUUUUUUAUUAUUAUUUAUUAUUUUUCCCCACAACAACGGAGAAACAAGGUCUCCGGACAAAAAGACUGGCCAGAUGAAUCCCAUGACGCAGUUGUACUACAAAAAGGCGACAUAUUCGCCGUACCGCGACCGCAUCCCACUUCAGAUUGUCCGUGCUGAGGUGGAGCUGUCUGCUGAGGAGCGGGCCUACCUCACAGCUGUAGAGAAAGGUGACUAUGCGGGAGUGAAACAUGCCCUUCGCGAAGCAGAGGUGUACUACAACAUGGAUGUGAACUGUCUGGACCCGCUGGGCCGCAGUGCUCUCCUCAUCGCCAUCGAGAACGAGAACCUGGAGAUCAUGGAGCUCCUGCUCGACCACGGCAUCCACACGGGCGACGCCCUGCUGUACGCCAUCAGGAAGGAGGUGGUGGGUGCCGUGGAACUGCUGCUGUCACACAAAAGGCCCAGCGGAGAGAAACAGGUUCCUUCUCUGAUGAUGGACAGCCAGUUUUCAGAGUUCACCCCCGAUAUAACUCCCAUCAUGCUUGCUGCUCAUACAAACAACUAUGAGAUUAUCAAGCUGCUUGUCCAGCGGAAGGUCACCAUACCCAGACCACAUCAGAUACGAUGCGACUGUGUUGAGUGUGUAUCCAGCUCAGAGGUCGACAGCCUUCGACAUUCACGGUCUAGACUCAACAUCUACAAGGCUUUGGCCUCGCCAUCUCUCAUUGCGUUGUCCAGUGAAGAUCCCAUCCUCACUGCCUUCAGACUGGGCUGGGAACUCAAAGAACUCAGCAAGGUGGAGAAUGAGUUUCGUCAGGAGUAUGAGGAACUGUCUCAGCAGUGCAAGCGUUUCGCCAAGGACCUCCUGGAUCAGGCCAGGAGUUCUAGAGAACUUGAGACCAUCCUGAACCACAGAGACAACGACCAGAGUGAGGAACUAGACCCUAGACAGUGCCAUGAUCUGGCCAAGCUCAAACUCGCCAUCAAGUACCACCAAAAAGAGUUUGUGGCACAGCCAAACUGCCAGCAGCUGCUGGCCACACUGUGGUAUGAUGGCUUCCCGGGUUGGAGGAGACGACACUGGGUGGUUAAACUGGUCACCUGCUUUAUCAUCGGACUCUUGUUCCCGGUCUUCUCAUUGAUCUACCUGUUGGCUCCAAAGAGUGCUCUGGGAAGUUUUAUCAAGAAGCCUUUCAUCAAGUUCAUCUGUCACACGGCAUCCUACCUGACCUUUCUCUUCCUACUGCUGCUGGCCUCGCAGCACAUCGCCCGCACCAACCUGCACAUGCAGGGACCCCCACCCACCAUUGUGGAGUGGAUGAUUCUGCCGUGGGUGCUGGGCUUCAUCUGGGCAGAGAUUAAGGAGAUGUGGGACGGGGGAUUCACAGAGUACAUCCAUGACUGGUGGAAUCUGAUGGACUUCGCCAUGAACUCCCUCUAUCUGGCCACCAUAUCUCUGAAGAUAGUGGCCUAUGUGAAGUAUAACUCCUCUCGGCCUAGGGAGGAGUGGGAGAUGUGGCACCCGACGCUGAUAGCCGAGGCUCUGUUUGCCAUUGCCAACAUCUUCAGCUCUCUCAGACUCAUCUCCCUCUUCACCGCCAACUCCCACCUCGGGCCACUGCAGAUCUCCUUAGGAAGGAUGCUUCUGGACAUCCUCAAGUUUCUCUUCAUUUACUGUCUGGUCCUGUUAGCAUUUGCUAAUGGUUUGAACCAGCUGUAUUUCUACUAUGAAACAAAGGCAUCAGAGGAACCCAACAACUGCAAGGGCAUCCGCUGUGAGAGGCAGAACAACGCCUUCUCAACGUUAUUUGAGACUCUCCAGUCUCUCUUCUGGUCCAUAUUUGGGCUGUUAAAUCUGUACGUCACCAACGUGAAGGCUCGCCACGAGUUUACGGAGUUUGUCGGGGCAACCAUGUUCGGGACGUACAACGUUAUCUCACUGGUGGUUCUGCUCAACAUGCUGAUCGCCAUGAUGAACAACUCCUACCAACUCAUUGCUGACCAUGCUGACAUUGAGUGGAAGUUUGCACGCACCAAGCUGUGGAUGAGUUACUUUGACGAGGGCGGCACGCUGCCGCCUCCGUUCAACAUCAUUCCAAGCCCCAAGUCCUUCUGGUACCUGCUCAUGUGGCUCCACAACAAGCUGUGCAGGACAGGGCAGCCGCCCGGGGAGGAGACGCACAAAUGUGAAAACCUGCGGGAGUUCACGGAGCGUCAUGCCGACAGUCUGAGGCAGAAUCAGCACUACCAGGAAGUGAUCCGGAACCUGGUGAAGAGGUACGUGGCAGCAAUGAUACGCAGUGCCAAGACAGACGAGGGACUGACAGAGGAAAACUUUAAGGAGCUGAAGCAAGACAUCUCCAGUUUCCGCUACGAGGUCCUAGAUCUCCUUGGGAACCGGCGUCCUCCUCGGCGUAACUACUCCUCCUCCAGUGAGACAACGAAAGAUGACGGUGCCAUGGCUUCUGAGGACGACAGCGAGUCAGGUGAAGGCACCGGAGGAGGCUUGGGAGUUCAGAGAUCAAAGAGCGUGACCUUCAUGACUCCAGCAGAGGACGACACAAAGCCGACACCAACGCUCGGCGUGUCUGCACUGGUGCGUUCUAUUUCUGGAAUGACCCAGGUAGAAAGGGGGGUAGGUGGGGAGGAGCUGGAGGAAGGUAUUGAAUGGGGGACAGAGGAGGAGGAAGAGGAGGGAAAACCAAAGAGCAAUGGGCUGAAGACGACCGUCAUCUCUCCAUCCUCCACCUCUGUUGUCCCGUCGUCAUCUUCAUCAUUCUCUUCAGCGCUCUCAUCAUCACUCGCUCGUACAAGGAGCCGUCUGCAGCGCCUAUCAGGUCCGAGUGCAAAGACGGACUCUUUCAAACGCCUCUCUUACCUGUUCUCCCGCUCCAAACGCAAAGCCCCACCCAUGCCUGUCCCUGUUCAGUCCCCAGUCUCCUACACCAUCUCUGACGGGUUGCUCCGCCCCUUGGGGAGCCACAGCCACUCCGACUUCGGACUCAGCAACGUGACCAGAAGCGAGACUCACCUGAACGAGAUGGGCCGUUCUGUUGACAUCAGUAACCCGUCGUUCUCUCCUCGGAGAACGAAUGGGCGAGACUCGCUUUUGACACUGCCCCUCCCGCCCCCCUGCCCCUGCCAAUCCCUGCACUGUGCUUCCAACAUGUCUGAGUCCAGCUCACGCCUCCUGGACUCCAGUGAGGACGUUUUCCAGGGUGGAGGCAUGGGAGGAUCGGGUGAUGGCAGCGUGGAUGGAGGAGGGGGAGGAGGAGGGGUGAUGAUGAUGGGCGGUUGGGUGGGACCUUGCGAUGAUGUCAUCGAGGACAGCUGCGAGGUCAUAGAGGACUCUGUCACUACACAGCUAUAGGAGAAAGGGACUACCAAACUGUUUUUGUUUGUUUGCAAAAUGGCUGAAUAUAUACAGAGGUGGAGAGAGACAGAGAGAGAGGGCGGAGAAUUUGGUGGAAUCCGUUCUAGAACUUACCUGGAUGGAUUUGGGAUUCUGGAAUUCUAGAAUGCAGCACACCCGAGAAUGGAGCAGGUUCUAAGGAUUGACUUGAUCGUCAUGGUAACACCACAGAGGGCAUCCUAAAGUGGCAGAUGUUCAUGGAGACAGUUUGUCUGGUAUAUUUCAGGGUUUAAACAGACACUUUCACUAUUAUGUGAACUUUAUUGUUGGAAGAUUCUGGAGAUAAAUUGCUAGAACUCAGUUAAAAGUCCAUAAAUGUCUAUUUGGAAAACUUAUUCCAGACAAUCAAAGUAUCUCAAGUUUGACGUUGUCUGGGAUUUUUCAGGGUUCACACACACACCUUUCGCUAUCGCAUGAACCUCAUUGCUUAAAAGUUUUGGAGUUAAGUCGCUAUUAAUUGAGCUAACUUACCUUACUUGCGAGAACUCAAUAAAACCUGUUUGGAGAACAUUCCAGUAUUUUGAAGUAUCACCAGUUUGACAUUGUCUGGGAUUUUUUAAGAUGGAAAGUUCACCAUUGAGUGAAUUUCCAAGAGAGCCUAGCUAGCUAGCUAAACACAGAUAAAUGUCAUUUAUCAUCAAGUUUUCUUCAGUGUCACAGAAAUCCAUGUCCGUUCAUCCAUGGAUACAUAAGAAACAUUCAUUGCUAGAAUCCAAUUCAGCAGAUGUUUAACUGCCAAAAUAUAAACUAUGUAAG